CCGGACUUUGAUGAAACCGGAACCAGCAGGUUCUGCAGGACCGACCUGAAGCUUCUUCACUUUUUCACUUCUUCACUCUGACUCUCCUCCUGCGGACCCCCGGACCCCCCGGAAGCCCCCCGGCCAUGGGCUCGGUUCUGCCCGCCGGGCCCUCCCUGGCCCUGAAGCCGGCCUUCAAGCCCCAGGCUCCGGCCCAGCAGCAGCUGUGUCUCGCGGACAUCAUCACGUCGGACAUCCUGCACAGCUUCCUGUACGGCCGCUGGAGGCACGUGCUGGGAGAGCAGCACCUGCCGCCUCACGAGGAGCGCGGCGCGCCGAGCGCGAGCCCCAAGACCGCCUUCACCGCCGAGGUGCUCGCGCAGUCCUUCUCCGGAG
This is a messenger RNA of Austrofundulus limnaeus, 375 nucleotides long. Its product is annotated as PR domain zinc finger protein 12. Gene Ontology annotation, molecular function: histone methyltransferase binding. Gene Ontology annotation, biological process: neurogenesis; regulation of gene expression. Gene Ontology annotation, cellular component: nucleus. Lineage: Eukaryota; Metazoa; Chordata; Actinopteri; Cyprinodontiformes; Rivulidae. The record is from RefSeq and is a predicted model, not a curated record.